Molecule: messenger RNA, 1215 nt
Organism: Exaiptasia diaphana
Lineage: Eukaryota; Metazoa; Cnidaria; Anthozoa; Actiniaria; Aiptasiidae
Exons: 1
Coding region: 1-1215 (404 amino acids)
Biological process (GO): DNA integration
Molecular function (GO): nucleic acid binding
Source: RefSeq, a predicted model, not a curated record
AUGAAGCAUUUAGAUGACCCUGAUAUUGAUACACAAGAAAUACAAAUGUUCUACAACAUUAAAGAUGAACUCACCUAUUAUUCAGACAAUGUACUACUCAGAAACAACCUUAUUGUAAUACCAUCUGCUUUACAUAGUCAAGUUAUUGACAUUGCACAUGAAGGCCAUCAGGGCAUGAGCCGCACUAAAGCCUUCAUACGUUCAAAAGUAUGGUUUCCCAGAAUCAAUGAAAAAGCUGAAACAGCAGUAAAAAAUUGUAUUGCCUGCCAAGCAUCUUCUUACGACAACAGCUCAUCAAAACAACCAUUACAAAUGUCUGACAUGCCUCAUGGUCCAUGGGAAAAUUUAAGCGCAGACUUCUGUGGACCCUUACCUACGGGAGAAUAUCUGUUUGUUAUCACAGAUGAACACUCACGAUAUCCAGUCGUCGAGAUAGUAAAAUCAAUUACAGCAAAUAACAUCAUACCUAUUCUAGACAAAGUAAUUUCACAAUUUGGGUGCCCCAAAGUCAUCAAAACUGACAAUGGUCCACCAUUUAAUUCUGGCGCCUUCAAGAAUUAUGCACAACAUAUUGGAUUUACUCAUAGAAAGAUCACACCCUUGUGGCCUCAAGCUAAUUCACAAGCUGAAUCAUUUAAUAAACCAAUGAUGAAGUCAAUCAGAGCAGCACAUACAGAAGGAAAGAACUGGAAACAAGAAUUGCAAAAAUUUCUACGGCAAUACAGGAACACCCCUCACACCGCAACAAAGUUCACACCAUUCCGUCUACUAUUUGGCAGAGAUCCAAAAACAAAGCUACCAGAGAUUGAUAUCAAAAAACAAGAAGAAUCAGUUGUCACAAAGCAAGCUAAACUAAAUGAUCAAACAGCUAAAGACAAAGCAAAAAGAUAUGCUGACUCAAGGAAUAAAGCACAAUACAAAGGACUUCAAAUAGGAGAUAGAGUACUUCUAAAAAAUGAGAAGAAGAAGAACAAGCUGACAACACCAUAUGACCCGAAUCCAUUUGUUGUAAAAGAAAAGAAGGGACCUAUGGUAACUGUUACAUCAGCACAUAGAAAUGUAACAAGGAAUGCAUCAUUCUUUAAGAAACUACCCAGCUCUCCGCAACAGCCAGAACAACAGCCAAACCAACGUGCAAAAGAAACUGGAAAUCCAAGUAGACCAGUGAGAACGAAAAGGCUGCCAACAUACUUGAAAGACUACAUUACUUACUGA